Bombina bombina (fire-bellied toad) is the source of this 4482-nucleotide messenger RNA. It is a transcript of the gene RAPH1, whose product is annotated as Ras association (RalGDS/AF-6) and pleckstrin homology domains 1. The transcript is spliced from 15 exons. The record is from RefSeq and is a predicted model, not a curated record. Gene Ontology annotation, cellular component: plasma membrane; cytosol. The coding region runs from base 257 to 4135 and encodes 1292 amino acids. Lineage: Eukaryota; Metazoa; Chordata; Amphibia; Anura; Bombinatoridae. Gene Ontology annotation, biological process: signal transduction.
AGAGGAAUAGUCGCUGAGGACAGGGCAUAGACACAGGGCAGCGAGGAAGAAAUAACUGCCAGGGAGAAGGACUAGCUGGGAGGAGGACACAUUGCAGGAUACACUGUGAUAAGGCCAGGCCUCUACACUCCGCCCCUCCCGUCGCCGUCACUAGCAAGAAGCCGGGUGCUGACUGAGGGUACAGGCCGCCUGGUGUCCGCAUCUAAGCUAGGAGCUGCACGGUCAAGAGAGCAAGGGAGACCAGGCAGCAGACACGAUGGAGCAGUUAUCUGAUGAGGAUCUGGAUCAUGGAGCUGAGGAGGACAGUGACAAAGAAGAUCAGGAUCUGGAUAAGAUGUUUGGGGCCUGGUUGGGGGAGCUGGACAAACUCACUCAGAGUUUGGACACUGAGAAGCCUGAGGAACAAGUUAAGAGGUCACCGCUGCGCCAGGACACCAAUCUUGCAAACUUUUCAUAUCGCUUCUCCAUGUACAAUAUCAAUGAAGCCCUAAAUCAGGGAGAAACCGUAGAUUUGGAUGCACUCAUGGCAGAUCUUUGCUCAAUUGAACAGGAACUCAGCAGUAUUGGGUCACAUUCUUCAAAAAAUACACUUAAGUCUCAUGAACGAAAGGUUUCUCAGAGACCACCUGCCGGUAGGAUGGGAUCAUCCAAGCAAAGCAGCUUAAAGGGACAUCCUGCCUCUUCUGGGAGGGUAAACAAGCCCUCUCAUGCUAACUUCUCAUUGGAUGAUAUCACAGCUCAGCUAGAACAAGCAUCUCUCAGUAUGGAUGAGGCAGCUCGGCAGACUGUUGUAGAAGAUGCCAAACCUGUAGUGACAAUCCAUCACCGGAGAACGGCAUCAGCUGGUACAGUGAGUGACAGUGACAUCCGAUCAGUUAGCAAUUCCUCACGGUCCAGUAUUACUUCUGCGGCUUCAAGUAUGGACUCUCUUGACAUAGACAAAAUGACAAGACCUCAAGAGCUUGAUUUAGUGCAGCAAGGGCAGCAGCCGAUUUCUGAGCAUUCCUAUCUGGACAGGGAAACCUCUCUUCUUCUGAGAAACAUUGCAGGAAAGCCCUCUCAUUUGCUGACUAAGGAGGAACAAGCUGCCAAGAUAAAAGCAGAAAAGAUUCGAAUAGCUCUAGAAAAGAUUAAGGAGGCACAAGUUAAAAAGCUGGUGAUCCGCGUGCACAUGUCCGAUGACAGCUCAAAAACUAUGAUGGUGGAUGAGAGGCAAACUGUACGGCAGGUGCUAGACAAUUUGAUGGACAAAUCCCAUUGUGGUUUCAGCCUUGACUGGUCACUGGUAGAGACUGUCUCGGAAUUGCAGAUGGAGAGAAUCUUUGAAGACCAUGAAAAUCUAGUGGAAAACCUUCUGAAUUGGACUCGGGACAGCCAGAAUAAACUUAUGUUCGUGGAACGUAUUGAGAAAUAUGCACUUUUCAAAAACCCUCAAAAUUACCUUCUUGGAAGGAAAGAGACGUCUGAAAUGGCUGACAGAAAUAAAGAAGUUCUGCUAGAGGAAUGUUUUUGUGGUAGUUCUGUAACUGUGCCAGAAAUUGAGGGGGUUCUUUGGCUGAAGGAUGAUGGGAAAAAGUCAUGGAAGAAGCGAUACUUCCUUCUGCGAGCUUCUGGUAUUUAUUAUGUUGCAAAAGGGAAAGCAAAGGCAUCAAGAGACCUUGUCUGUUUUCUUCAACUGGAUCACGUCAAUGUUUACUAUGGGCAGGAUUAUCGCAGUAAAUACAAAGCGCCCACAGACUAUUGUCUUGUAUUAAAGCAUCCACAAAUCCAAAAGAAGUCCCAGUACAUAAAGUAUUUAUGUUGUGAUGAUGUUCGAACACUGCAUCAAUGGGUUAAUGGGAUCCGCAUAGCCAAGUAUGGAAAGCAGCUUUACACUAACUAUCAAGAAGCCCUGAAGAGAACAGAGGCAGCGUAUGACUGGACGUCUUUAUCUGGUUCCAGUAUGAAGUCAGGCUCCAGCUCAUCCAGUUUACCAGAAUCACAUUCAAAUAAUUCCAGCCAAUCAGACAGUGGUCUUUCAGACAACCAAUCAACCUGCCAUGUUCGUUCUCAGAGCAUUGUGAGCUCUAUCUUCUCAGAGGCGUGGAAAAGAGGCACACAAUUGGAGGAAUCCAGCAAGGCAAGAAUGGAGUCCUUAAGUCGUCCCCUAACUUCUCUAACCCCUCAGCCCCAGGUUAUCCAGAACAGAGUUGUUUCUCCACAUGCUGCUUCGCAGCCAUCACCUCUUGCCCCACCUCCUCCUCCACCUCCUCCCCCACCACCACCGCCUCCUCCUCCACCCCCACCACUUCCUACUCAGUCUAAGAGCCCUUCUGUGUCCCCUCCCAUUCUAUUUGCUAAAUACAGCACUAUUACUAGAUUACAGAAUGCAGCACAGUAUCCUGGGCCUCACUUUAAGUCACCCAGCUCAAGCCAAAUUGGUUCAUAUGCCUCACAAAGUGCAAAACCCCAGAUGGUGGUCACUCCUAAUGGUGGAAUACCGCCACCACCUCCACCCCCUCCACCCCCACCACCACCUCCUCCAGGUUCUGCUAUGGCAAUGUUGAGACCUGCCCUAUGUACCCCAUCUAUGCCUCAGUUUACACCACCCCCACCACCUCUAAAAAUUCAUCAGGUCCAGCAGACUAACAUUGUGCCGACUGCUCAGCCUCCUCCACCUCCUCCUUUGCCCCCUCCUCCACCACCGCCACCACCACCACCCCCUCCUCCAUUUCAAGCCCCUAUUAAACACACUGUGCCUGUUACUAAACAAACAAACAACGCUCUCCCACCAACAUGUGCUGCUUCAGGACCUCCUAUUACAGCAACCAAAAAGCAGCUUCAUAUUACAUCUUCCCAAACAUAUCAACUUCCAUCUGUCCCUUUAGCUCCUUCUGGUGCCACUCCACCUCCAACUUUACCCAAACAGCAGAGCUUUUCUGUUAAGCCCCCUUCCUCUCCACAGUCACCCAUGCCUUCUGUUAAACAAAUUGCUAGUCAGUUUCCACAGCCUCCUUUGUCAGAUGUUCUAUCACCAAAGCCUUCUGCUCAAACUUCCGUUCCCCAAUCUCCACCAGCAGUGAAAGCAAAACCAAAAUGGCAGCCAUUUUCUGUUCCAUCACCUGAAUUUCCUCCUCCACCACCUGAGAGCAGUUUAGCACUCCUUCCACCACCACCCCCACCACCACCACCCCCACCACCACCACCACAAUCCAGUUCCACUGGUCCACCGCCUUCUCCCACGCCAGAGAAAAUGGGUUCUCCAGUUAAAAAGUCAAGCAAGACCUCUAGCCCAGGUGGGAAAAAGCCUCCACCCACUCCACAGCGCAAUUCUAGCAUUAAAUCAAACAGUUCUGCUGAAUACUAUGAAUCCAAGAAAUCAUCUGUGGAUAGCUUAGUGAGUAAAUUUGCAGAAUCUCCUGGUUCACCAUCUAAAGAGUCACUACCCCCACCCUCUGCACCACCAAAGCCGAUAAAACUGAACCUUUCAGGUGUAAACUUGCCUAUGGUCUUCCAACAAGGAAACCUACAAAACCAGAUGCCCAGCAUGUUAACUUCCUCAAAGGAACCAGUCACAGAGUUCCCAUCACCACCGUCUGAUUCUGAAUCAGAUUUCCCACCUCCACCAGCAGACCUUGAGCUUCUGCCUCCACCACCUGCAGAUAAUCCUCCAGUUAUAUUUUCUGGUAACACUUCCCCAAAGGUUGCUGUGGUGAAUCCACAACCACAGACAUGGUCUAAAUCAUCUGUAAAGAAGGCACCACCUCCCACCAGGCCAAAACGGAAUGACAGCAUGAGGUUGAUGCAAGCAGAAAUAACAGAAGCUGCCCCUCCUGCCAGCCCGCAAGUGCCAACCUCACCUAAGCCCAGCCUAAGUGUACAGCCUGGGUUCCUUGCUGACUUAAACAAGACUCUUCAGCGGAAAUCUAUCACCAGACAUGGCUCAUUAACUUCUGCCCGUUUAUCAAGACCAGAACCCACUGCCACUAUGGAUGAUAUGGUACUUCCACCACCACCACCAGAACUUUUAGGAGAUAAUCAAAAAGUUAACUGCUAUGGAGGCAGCCAUUUAUCAGGCUAUGCAACGUUACGAAGGGGUCCACCUCCUGCUCCACCUAAAAGAGACCAGAAUACUAAGCUUUCACGGGACUGGUAACCAUUUUACAAAAAAAAAAACUUUGGUUAGUUCUACUCAUGGCAGUCUCAUGUACUAUGAAUUUAGGAGCUCCUUGAUGAAAAGUCUCCGUAUAAAGUUUACCUUGCACCUCAACUCCCUUCAAGUUUGGUAAAUGCAGCUGAAGUCACCUCUGGAGAUAUAGACCCAGUCGCAAUACAGACAGGACCAAAAUAUGUUUCAUACUCUGCAUUUAAAGGGACCUUUUUGUAGUGUAUGUUAGUGUGCAAUGUCUCUGCAUGUAUUCCUACAGUAGGCAUAUAAUUCUGUAAUUAAAAAUAAUAAUAUAGAGACUGUACAAUAAAAGAUAACCAGAAUGUUUUACUUCA